This is a messenger RNA of Drosophila hydei, 4439 nucleotides long. Its product is annotated as titin. The record is from RefSeq and is a predicted model, not a curated record. The coding region runs from base 134 to 4147 and encodes 1337 amino acids. The transcript has 7 exons. NCBI's taxonomy places the organism in Eukaryota, Metazoa, Arthropoda, Insecta, Diptera, Drosophilidae.
ACAUCUCUGUUUUGGCAUUUCGCUCUUCCUCUUCACUAAGUGAAGUACAUACACACGUACUUUGUUCGUUCCUUUUUUUCCGUAAAAGUGUUGAAUCUACGCAAAAUAAAUAAAAUUAGUUAAGUUCUUUAAAAUGGUUGUCUGCGCCUUGCAGAGCUACACGGCAGAUCAACAAUCGAAUGGCUGCAGCGCAAUGAAGUCCGCGGAAGCCACGCAAGUCCCAGAGCCCGAAAUUCUCGAUAAUGGAAAUGGCGCCGAAGAGGAUCGCGAGGAGGGCGAAAUAGUUGAUGAGUUCGAAAUGAUUAUAUCCUCGGAAGAUGAGGAAUUCAAACUACGUGCCCGCAUACAACAGCUGGAGGAUAAGAGCAAAGAUAUCGAAAAGAUGGAUAUGCUCUCCGCCAAUCUGGCUAAUCAAUAUAAUUAUCAGAGACCGCAGGUCAUUGAGAGAUUUUCCCAGUAUCAGCAUUUCUCACCAAUCAGUGUUCUUUCGGAUGUGUCCAGCUUGUCGGAGGAGGAGUAUGAGCUGCCAAAGAAAUAUCGUAAGCAUAAAAUGAAACGGAGUGAGAGCCGAAGACACGGCCAGAUGUACAGACGCAAUCCGUUUGCGAAUCGCACCCACGCACAGCACGUUCGUCGAAAAAGACGUCACGAGCACCACAACAAUCAAUAUUGCCAACAGUCCCAAACCCAAUCACAACCCCAGUCACAGUCGCAGUCACAGUCACAGUCACAGACGCAGGCGCAUCACAAUCAGCCGUCUACAAUUUUGCUGGAUUCGCUGGACAGUGUCACGGAGGAUGAAAUCUGUGAGUAUGACAUGAAUGUGGAGACCGAGAAUGAUGAUAACGAGGACCGGCUGAAAGUUAGCCGCAACAAGCUGCGCGUGGCGCUGGCUCGUGACGGCAACUGUGACAUCAAGCCCAAGCACAGUCUCAGGGAGCGGCUUCAGUACCGCAUGCACAAGUCACCCAGUCCUAGUCGAAAUCAAGUCGAUAGUCAGCUUAAGGCGCAAGAUCAAUUGCCGCCAAACUCCUUUGAUGGCUAUAGUCAGCAUCGCAACGUAAGGGAGGAGGAAGAAGAAGAGCAACAACAGCAGUCGCAGCAGCAGGAGCCACUCGAGGAGCCUCCGGAGCUCAAGUUGCGGCUCAUUGCCCUCAAGUCGGCCAUAUUAAAGAAGCAUAUGGCCCGGAAGAAACGCGAUGCGGAGCGCGCCUACUCACCCACCGAUAUGAUCAAUCGGGUGCAUCAGCCAACCACCAACAAUGAGUGUGAUGAUAUCGAUGAUCUCAUGGAGAUAAGUCCGGCGGCUUCGCCGGAACGCAAUACGUACAGCCCGCCACAGUCACGCUUUGCGGAGCCCGUGGACAUGGAGCUGGCGCAGACGGACAGCGACGAGGACAGACAACAGUGGAACCACAACUGGCAGUCGACGAUUGAUAGCGCCGGCGGCAGUUGGCGUUGCUUUAUGCCAAGCCCCUUGCCGCCCGUUGCCAUGCCCAUUGUGAUCGAUGACGAUGACGAGGAGGAGCUGCAGCCAGUGCUGGCCAAGCAGAAGCAGUUCGACGACGAAGACGACGGGGGGCCACAGCCGCCGCCCUCAUUUCACAUUCCGCACAUGCAGCUGGAGGACGAUGAUGCCAGGGAUGCUCUGCAUUUGAGCGAGCGGCACUCGCAGCAGGGCUGCCUCAGCGACAUCCAAUCCAUAUCCAUGGACAAUUCACAGACGCAAACGCAGACUUCGCGUCCAUUCCAGCAGGAAUCCAGCGACGACGAGGCGGGCGCUUUGCGUGCCAUGCUGCUGUCCAAGCUGAAGCCCGCCGAGGAUCCCAUGAUUGUCCCUAACAAGUUGCAUCUGCCAGCUGCUGUUGCCAAUGAGGGCGUGGCACACGAUUCCGAUGAUCCAGAGGAGCUGCGUCAGCUGUUGCUCUCUAGCAUUGCAUCCAAAAAGAAGCAGACGACCAGGACGACCGAAAGUCCAGAGAUUCUCAAGAAUGCAGUGCGUCGCUUCCAAACGUCCUCUUUGCAGUCUUCGCCGGAUGAAAGUCAAACGGAUGUGCCAUUCGAGCCAGCUCCUCAAACUGAUGCUAAUCUGCAGCCUGUGGCUGUGUGUCCACAAUCUAAGCAAGAACCUAGCCCUAUGUCCUUGCCCUUGCCCUCGCCCUUGCCCGUGCCCUCACCCUUGCCUGCGCCUGCACCUGCACCCAAGGAGCCCGAGCCUACUCCACAAGGAACUGUGGAAGUUGCAACUGUGCAAACGCCCAUCAAAUCCAUCCCUUCAACCAUCCCAUCGACGAGCAUAAUCAAGAUCGUAAAGCCCAAUAAGGUAAUCAACAAGAAGACUGCGCCCAAGCGUAAGCUGUCGAAGUUGGUCGAGCAAGCGACAGCUCCCAAACGUCCAUCAACAUUGCUGGUGAAGGAGUCCGUGGCGCCGCUGCAUAGCAAGAACAGCAGCAGCACCACGCGCCUGAUAACUACACUCGAUCCGGCUAGCAUCAAGGUGAACAGGCUUGUCAUCGCCCUGGCCGACUCUUCGGCUGGCAGCGAUGAUGAACUGGAGCUGAGAAGCUGCUACGCCUACAGCAGCUAUGCGAGUCCCUUCAGCCAGGCCAUGGACAGUGCCAGCAGCUCCACAACUCGCUCAAACACGCCAAACUCGGAGAUCGUUGAAUCGGCUGCAUCCAGCAACUCCAAUUUGCGGCGCACUGUGAUCAACGAGUACUUUGAGAAGAAACUGGACGACUUUCUAAAGCAGGCGCGUUCCAAAGUGCCCACAGCUCUGCCCACGGAGUCCAGCGCCAAAGCAACAACAAAGACCGAAAAGUCUUCCGAGCAAACCAACAAAAUCGCCGAACAAACGCCUGUGAUACCACAAAAAGCCAAGCCAACGCCUGUGGCUGUGCGGCACUUGCCGGUGGCAUCGCAAAGGGAAUAUCUGCGUCUAAUUGAGCGCAUGCAGCUGCUGGAGAAGAAGAAGAUCGGAGUCGUUAAGGCGGCCAAUGGCCAAGCGACAGGCGUUGCUGUGGCCAAAGAGUCUUCCAAUGAUGUCAGGGAUAAUAUUUCAGUAGCUGCCACGACGAAACCAGGCACUACAACUCCCAGCAAACCGCUCAAGAAGGCGACAGUCAGCGCUCCGGCUGCGAUGGCCAGCGAUUUGCCAAGCACGUCAACGGCAGCAGCAGUCAAGGCAGCGCAGCCAUCGAAGGAGAGUCGACUCAAGGCAUUCGAGAGUUCAUUUCAAAAGAUCGGGGGCAGCAUGAUAGCCAAUCUGGACAAAUCGCUGCAUAUGGUGGCGGAGGCGAAGAGGUCAAAGAUCGAACGGUUGCGGCACUCGCAACGCCUGAAAGACCUGUUCGCCGAGGUGCAAGCCGUCAAGCUGGCGGUCAAGCAGGAGGAGUCGAAGCUGGCGCGCAUACAGCCUGAGAUACAGGCCAGUCACGAGAUUAUUAUAUCGCUUAAGCAGAAGCGCAACAAGCUUCGCAACGCCGCCAUGGACCUGGGCAAUGGCCUUCUGGGCGCCGACUACAGGUUGCUGGAUCCGGCCAAGGCAGAAAUAACCCGCAAGUCCAUGGAGCUAACCAAAGAGAUUCGCUUAUACAAUUCGAUUGUCAAAUACGACGAUGUACGCAAGGGAGAAGCGCAGGCCCAGCCAAGCUCGGAGUCGUCAGUGGCUCAACUUGCGUCUGUAACUAGUCAGAAGAAUCCGUGCGAGCAGCCUCCUCUCAGCGUCAAUAGUCAGCCGAGGACUGAACUGGAGGAACAGAAAACCGACGCUGAGUCAGAGGCACAGGCACAGCCAGCGUUAGCUGCACCGGAUGAGCCAGCAGGGGAGGCAACGACGACUCUAGCGACACAGCUGGACUUUGAUAUUGCACCAGGAGGCGUAGCACCGGAUCCUAUCGAAGGCCGAAACGCGCCGCCCCACGUGGUCAGCUUUAUGCGCCAGCUGCAUGAGCCGCCCGUGAAGCCGUCGCUCCUUAGCGAGUAUCGCACGCCCAUGUCGCGCAACUACAACAGCCAGCUGAACGUCAAUGCCACCAUCUGUCCCUUUGAGCUGAUGGGUCGCUGCGAAGACGCCGACUGUUCCUAUCUGCAUUUGGCACGUGCCUCGCCGCCAGCGGCUACCGUCGCCGCCGCCUUAAAGCAGUGACAAAAAAAAACAUUGUUGUAAAAAAACUAAAUAAUCAAAUAACAUUCUAAAUAGCGUGCUUGAAUUCUGGUAAGUUGAACUCUUCACGCGACUUUAUAUUUAAAUGUUGCUUUCAGUCAACGAGAGACACAGCUACAACAACUAGUACUACAACAACAGCAGUAAUAACAACAACAACUAGUACAACAACAACAACCAGUACUACAACAACAACAACAAAGUUUGUCAAACAAAAAAUAGACUGAACCAAAUUGUUUGAUUAAAAUGAAACGAGCGCAUAGGAGUCGAUCAA